Molecule: messenger RNA, 1989 nt
Organism: Vanrija pseudolonga
Lineage: Eukaryota; Fungi; Basidiomycota; Tremellomycetes; Trichosporonales; Trichosporonaceae
Product: putative transcriptional regulatory protein
Exons: 6
Coding region: 115-1989 (624 amino acids)
Biological process (GO): positive regulation of transcription by RNA polymerase II
Cellular component (GO): nucleus
Molecular function (GO): transcription cis-regulatory region binding; zinc ion binding; DNA-binding transcription factor activity, RNA polymerase II-specific
Source: RefSeq, a predicted model, not a curated record
CGCGCUUAGCAACUGGUAACUUUGCAUCCCUCCAACUGUCCACUACUUUACUCCACACUGUCCAACUCCAACUACCCGCCCACUCGACACCCGCUAUCAUUAUCGCUCGCAACAAUGCCACCACAACAACGAAGAAUAUCCCAGUCGCCAUCACCAGCGCCCGAGCGCGGCUCGCCAUCAACUUCGCCAUCAAGCACGGCAAAGCGAAAGCGCUCACGCGCGGGAUGCUACACUUGCCGCAGGAGAAAGAAAGCAUGCGACUCGGCGCGCCCAGUCUGCGGGUCAUGCACCCGCCUCGGCAUACCGUGCGUCUUCCCAAAGCUGUACCGCAACGCAAAGGGCGACCUCGUGCCCUCGCCGCAGCCGAACGGGCGGACUCGCAAGCUGCCUCGCGGUGACUCAGUGGAGAACGAAGAGCCGCCCCACGCCGGAUCGAGCACUGCAGCCUCGGCAGACAUUACUGGACCACCAACACACACGACCGUCACCACGAGCCCCGGUGUAGCGACCGCCCCACCCCACACGCAGACAUCGCCCGAGUGGCACCGCGCCGCGCGCCAGCCGUCCCCGGAGCGCAACUACGACGAGGGGGCCGAGGGGGAGGACGAGUCGGCCCUGGACCAGUUCCUUGCGUCCCUUGGGGACGCGGAGUCGGGACAGGCGUGGGCGUGGCCCCUGCUUGAUGGCUCUGGGGGCGGGCUGGAGCUCGACCUCGGCGCAUCGCAUGCCGACGGGGCGACGGGAGGGGCGUGGGCAGGAGGCGUGCAUGGCGUCCCCCUUGCCCCGGGGUAUGACAGCCACGGCGUGUUCGCGAGCAACAAGAUGGUCACUGCUGCUGCCGUGCUCGAGCAUUUGCCGACGCUGUAUGAUUACUUUGUCACGUCAUUCUCGCCAGUCCUGUCCGUCCUCGGUGGGCCGGGGCACAACCCCGUGCUCGACCAGCUGUUACCCGUCGUCCAGCGGUCACCGCUCGUCAUGUGCGCGUUGAUUGCGUGGGCUGCGACGCACCGCGCGGGCACCGGCCACCCGUACCACGACGUGGCGCGCGUGUCGGCCGAGACGGUCGAGAUGCAGAUCGACUCGCUCGACGUCACGCGCGACUUCACCAACGACGAGCGGGAGGAGUACAUGUGGACGCUGAUCAUCCUCGGCGGCGUCGAGAUUGUGCGCGGCGACAGCAAGGGCUGGGUGCGGCGGCUGCCCAUGGCGCGCGGGAUGCUGGAGAAGGCCCUCGCGUCGGUCGACUUCAAGUCGUCGCCAACGUGGCAGAGCCUGGCGUACAACACGGCGUAUCACGACAUUUUGUCUGUGAUGGCGAUGACCCGGGGCCCGAAGUGGCCGGCGGUCUAUGACCGCAUCCUGAACCACAACAAUGUCGAGAUUGACGGGUACAUGGGUGCGACGCGGCGGAUAUUCUACCUGCUGACCGAGAUCUCCACACUCGCGACCAAGGUAGCCGCCACGCUUGAUCUGCCAGAAUCGGACGACAAGGACCGCGAGCUCACCGACCUGGUUGGGCAGCACGAGGCGCUGCUUGCACGUCUGCGUGCCGUUGCUAUCCCCCUCGGCGUGUUCGUCCAGCUGCCAAUCGGCACGGACCGGUCGCACCUCAUUGUGGCGAUCGAGGUGUACCGCAGCGCGGCCGAGCUGUACCUGCGGCAUACGGUGCUCCGUGCCGGCUCGUCCGACCUGCAAAGCCGCUUGAUCGCCAAGCGGCUAAUGCACAACCUCCGUUUGAUCCUCGGCACGCCGCACGAGUCGCAGAUGAUGUUCCCCCUGUUCUUGGCAGGCGUGUAUACCGGCCACGACGCGGGACGCACCGAGAUUGUCAACAUCUUCACCAAGUUUAGCGAGCGCACUGGCGUGCGCAGCGUGAUCACCAUCAUCAACCUCUUGCUCGAGGUGUGGAAGCGGGAUCCGGACGGGACGCUGUACGUCGACUGGCGCAAGCUGGCGGAGGAGUCGGGGGUGGCCGUGUCGUUUGGCUAG